UUAACUAUAUUUAGGUCAUCCCAAAACCAGAAGGAGGCCAAAACCCUAUGGCCAAAAACAGACGCCUGAAGGCAAAGCAAAAGCGAGAGCAACUGCUGGUCAGUGCGUCGUCUUCUUCACCGGAACCCCAACCCCAAGAAUCAAUGGCGACCGAAAGGCACAAACAACUCAAACAGAAAGAAGAAGAAGAUGAAGUCUUCUCCCAUGCCAUGGAACUGGCGUGCGGGUCAGCGCUGCCCAUGGCCAUGCACGCAGCCAUCGAGCUCGGCGUUUUCGACAUCUUGGCCAAUGCGGGCCCUGGUUCCACGCUCUCCGCUGCGGAGAUCGCGGCCCAGAUGCCCGCCAAGAACCCCGACGCACCCGCCCUGCUGGAACGCAUCUGCGGCCUACUGGUGUUCCACUGCGUACUUGGUUGCUCUGUGGUUGAUAACGAUGACAGUGAUGGGCUUCCUUUCCGUAGGUUCUACUUUCUGCUUCCGGUGUCCAAGUACUUCGUGCGCAAUCAAGAUGGGGUUUCCUUAGCGCCCUUGAUGGCCUUGAUUCACGACAAGGUUUACUUGGAUAGUUGGUCUCAACUGAAGGAUGCAGUUCUUGAAGGCGGAGGUGCAUUUAACAGGGUCCAUGGAAUGCACAGCUAUGAGUACGCUAGCAGGGACCCUAGGUUCAGUCAAGUUUUCAACACAGCAAUGUUCAACCACACUACCAUACUUGUUAAGAAGAUGCUCGAGUCCUAUGACGGUUUUAAGAACCUCAAGCAGAUCGUCGAUGUUGGUGGUGGAAUCGGAGUGGCCCUUAGCUUAAUCAUUUCAAAAUACCCCAAAAUUAAGGGCAUUAAUUUCGACAUGCCUCAUGUUAUACAACAUGCCCCGCCCUAUCCUGGUGUGAAACAUGUAGAUGGAGAUAUGUUUAAAAGUGUUCCAAAAGGAGAUGCCAUAUUUUUGAAGUGGAUACUUAAUGAUUGGAGCGAUGAUGACUGUGUGAAGAUAUUGAAGAACUGCUACAGCGCUCUUCCAAACAAUGGAAUGGUAAUUGCUAUGGUGGAAGUUCUUCCACUUUUUCCAGAGAUUACCACUUUCGCAAAGGUUAAAUCCCUACUUGAUAUGCUUAUGAUGACUCAAAAACUGGGAGGAAGGGAGCGGAAGAAAAAUGAAUUAUUUCCAUUGGUAUAUGCAGCUGGAUUCAAGAGCAUUAGUUUGAGAUGUCAUGUCUGUAAUACCUGGAUUAUGGAGUUCAACAAGGACAUGACAUCCAUAUAGUAAGGUGGUGUAGGGAAUAUACCUUUUGUAGGAGCUUGGAGCCUAGCACUCUAUUAGCUGUUUUGCCUAAUUACUGAGAUAAGGCAAGCAAUGCAUGCAGUUUCUGAUGGUAUUGUAAUAUCAGUAUGCAGUUUCUGAAGGAUUCCAGUAGAUUUUGUAAUGAAAGAUUUGUUACGCUCGCCUGCUUAUUUCUAUUAGAUUUGCUUUGUAAUGAAUUAAAGUCUGAAGGGAUAGAGUGACAUAGAAGUGGUCAUUUGUAGGGGUAAAUUGAUAUU
Molecule: messenger RNA, 1531 nt
Organism: Alnus glutinosa
Lineage: Eukaryota; Viridiplantae; Streptophyta; Magnoliopsida; Fagales; Betulaceae
Product: caffeic acid 3-O-methyltransferase-like
Exons: 4
Coding region: 48-1256 (402 amino acids)
Biological process (GO): methylation
Molecular function (GO): S-adenosylmethionine-dependent methyltransferase activity; O-methyltransferase activity; protein dimerization activity
Source: RefSeq, a predicted model, not a curated record